AGCGGGUGCGAUUUGUUGAUGUGGCAUUUUAAUGUCUGGGUUCGGUCGCUGCCUCCGUGGAAACACAAAGCUGCUCAUCAGCGCGGCAACUUGUGUCAACUUGUCCACGGCGACGCGAGACGCAACAAGUAGAGAGGGAGGAAGCAACUCAAGUGUGACGUCUCACGACGGCGGCGGCGCGAGCUCCGCGCGCGGCGCUCGUCGUUAACGUCUGGAUGGACGACGGACAGAGACGGGGACCAAUCACGUGACAAGAUGCUGGCUCGUAACCGCUUCCUCCUCCUGUUGGGGUUGGGUGGGGCUGCGCUGGCCAUCAUCAGUCUGAGCCUCCAGUUUUUGAACCUGAUUCCCACCACUCCCAUAGCCGAGGUGCCAGUAUUCCAAGGUGUAGUCGGAGGUCCUGGGGUGCCUCAGGGAAAGAGCAGAAAGAGAGUUUUGCCAGCGCCACACAGUCAAAAACCUGACCCUCUAUCUGAGGCGUUCGGAUAUUGCAACACUCCCAACCGCACUGAACAGGCCUGGGAGGGUCACAGUCCCGUCGACUACAAGCUGCUGUCUGUCCAAGUGAUGAUUCGUCAUGGAGACCGCUACCCACUGUACUCCAUCCCAAAGACCAAGCGACCCGCCAUUGACUGUACCCUGUCCAGUAAACGGAACCCUUCUCAUCCUCUUAUGAACGCCUUCAUCAGUCACAUGGGCCAGGGAGGACGCGGCCACUGGGAGUCACCACUGGGCUCUGUGGCCCGUCUGCCCAAUCAUGGUGCCUGUGAGAUGGGGGAACUCACACAGACGGGUAUAGUGCAGCACUUGCUCAAUGGCCAGGUCCUCCAUCAGGCCUACAAGCAUCACAAUCUUCUUCCCUCUGCUUGGUCACCGCGCCAGGUGUGGGUGGAGACCACAGGUAAGAGCCGGACCCUCCAGAGCGGGCUGGCUUUGCUCUAUGGCUUUCUCCCGGACUUCGACUGGACAAAACUGACCGUGCGUCACCAGUGGAGCACGUUGUUCUGCGGCUCCACCUGCGAUUGCCCCGCCAGGAAUAAAUAUCUGGAGGAGGAGCAGAGGAGGCAGUAUCGGCUCCGGGUGGCCGAUACUGAGCUGGAGAGAACUUAUGCUGACAUGGCACGCACUUUGGGACUGCCCACCCGCCAGCUGCGUGCAGCAAACCCGAUAGACUCCCUGCUGUGCCACCUGUGCCACGGCCUUGCUUUUCCGUGCAUUCCUACAGGAGAGGGUGGAGUGGGUGGUUGUCUCACUACGGCACAGUUCUCUGUGAUCCGUCGGCAACAGCUAGGGGAUGAGGUGGAUCGGAGAAGAGCGGGCCUGUACCAUAAAUACGCCAUCCUGGCUAUGUAUCCCUACCUUAACCGAACUGCAUCGAAGAUGGAGCGUGUUGGAAAAGGCAGUGAGGCGGGCAAGCGGCCUCGUUCCGGGGGGGAGGAGGUCUUCACCCUUUCUUCAGCCCAUGACGUGACCAUGGCCCCACUGCUCAGCGCCCUGGGACUGGAGGAGGCUAGGUUCCCACGUUUUGCAGCAAGAGUGGUCUUCGAACUGUGGAAGAGUCCCCCAGUAACGCAGGGCCAAUCAAAGAAGAAACCCGAUAAAGGUGAUAAGUCAAAAGCUGUAGGUGGGGAACUGUUCAUUCGGGUGCUGUACAAUGGUGAGGAUGUGACAUUUCACACCACUUUCUGUCGCCCCCAUGACCGGCACACCGGCCAGCCACUCUGCCCUCUGAAAAACUUCCUGUCGUUUGUCAAGAGAGAUAUGUUCAGUGUUGUCAACGCCACUUCCUACCAGGAGGCCUGCUACAAACACCCUGGUUGACAGAUGGAAAGAUGGAGAGGAGGAUGAACGAGAGCGGAUGCAGGUUUGGCAGAUGGUUGUACCUUCCUAGGCUUUUUCGUUGUUUUCCACUUUUCAACAUGGUGCACUUUUAUGCUGCUCAAAGUGUCUUAAAUGUUCACAUUCUGUAAUGUAAUUUUUUGUGAACACAAAAUCAAUGGAAAAUACAUGCAAUACUGUACACAUCUGAAUCAUAGGUCUGGUUUUGGAGGAUUGUACGGUAUCUGUAAAUGAUUCAAGGGACGCUGUACGGCACUUAGCCACUUUAUUUCUACAUUCCAUAUCACCGUGGGAUUGUAAAAUUCCAGUAUUCCCAAGAAAAAAAAUGGGAUUUAAACUGGAAAAACAAUGCUGAAUUUCUCAUUGACAGUGCAUUUUGGCUAGUUUGAACCACUUUCUAGAUUGUUUGUCACUUUUAGCAUUUGUUUAGUUGAGUUGACUUUAUUAACUAAAGAUGCUGUUUUGCAUUAAAGUUUAGUGAUACUUUG
Molecule: messenger RNA, 2327 nt
Organism: Betta splendens (Siamese fighting fish)
Lineage: Eukaryota; Metazoa; Chordata; Actinopteri; Anabantiformes; Osphronemidae
Gene: pxylp1
Product: 2-phosphoxylose phosphatase 1
Exons: 6
Coding region: 256-1821 (521 amino acids)
Biological process (GO): dephosphorylation; chondroitin sulfate proteoglycan biosynthetic process; glycosaminoglycan biosynthetic process
Cellular component (GO): Golgi apparatus
Molecular function (GO): phosphatase activity
Source: RefSeq, a predicted model, not a curated record